UUCCCGCUUGGCGCUGGUUUCGUUUCUCUCUCUGUUCAGAUUUUCAGUUUUCUCAGUCAUACAGGAACGAUUUGUGGUUAUUCAAACCAAUUGCUACUGUGGCGGAGGCCAGGGAAUUUAAACCAAGUUUUUCGUAACAAAACCCUAAUCUGCAGAAUCGCUGUCGUAUCCCGCCGAGGAAAUUGCGGACUGUUAGGGUAGGCGUUUGGGUUUUCCAGUCUUUAGGAUGGGCAUUCAAAGAGGAACUUCGCCUCCUAUAUCGAUGAACAUGUACGAAGUCUUCAAUGACUUCAAAGGCCGUAGGGCUGCCCUCAUCAAAGCCCUCACUACUGAUAGUGCAAAAUUUUUUCAGGAGUGUGAUCCUGCACAAGAGAACCUGUGUUUAUAUGGGUUACCCAAUGAAACGUGGAGAGUGCACCUGCCUGCUGAGGAGGUGCCCCCUGAUAUUCCCGAGCCGGCACUGGGAAUAAAUUUUUCCAGAGAUGGAAUGCCGAAAAGGGAUUGGUUACUUCUUGUUGCAGUUCACAGCGACUCUUGGCUGCUUUCUGUUGCAUUCUUCUUUGCUUCAAAAUGUGAAUUCGAUAAGAAUGAAAGGACGAUGCUUUUCCAGAUGAUCAACGAUCUCCCAACUGUGUAUGAGGCUGUGAUGGAAUCUUGUAUACCGACGAUAAGUCAAGCUGCAGCUCACAAUGACAACAACAAUAGCCAAUCCAGCAGAGAACACGCUGGAACCAAGCGCAAAAAUGAAGCAGAAUCCCCACCAACGGAAGAGGAUGAUGAUGAUGGGGUAGUUGAAGAAUUCAAAGACGAGGAUGAGGCUGAGGCUGAGGCUGAAGCAACAUUAUGUGGAGCUUGUGGAAAUAACUACGACCCAGAUGGAUUCUGGAUUUGCUGCGACAUUUGCGAGAAAUGGUUCCAUGGCAAGUGCGUGAAGAUAACGCCAGCAAGAGCCGUGCACAUAAAGCAGUACAGUUGCCCCGACUGCAGCAGGCGCGGCUGAUUUUAACUCGACUGUGAUCGAAUUCGGGUGUUCAGCCGCCACAAACAAUAAUGUGAGGUUUUAGCAGCUCUAUUCUUUUUCUUUCUCAGUGUUCAUAUUUCUCUGCUGAAUUCUGUCUUUGUGGAUUCUUACUUAGGAAAUUCUUAAGAUUGUUUUUUUGAUUGAAUUGAGGAAUUUCAUAAACCUUUCUUCUAGGAAUUUUUUUAAUUUUGGUACCAUUUUAGCUGUAUUUAAUCAAUUCAUCUUGAUGCUCAUGCUGAACCCCAUCAGCCAUCACCAUGUUUUGUACAGAUUUUUUGUAUGUGUUUUGAUAAAUAUUUUUUUGCCUACCUAUGUUAGAAUUUUGAAUAAUUCAGCAGACAAAUUUACGUUCUGUUUAUGUGUACCUUUAAGUCACACUUCUUGAUUUUAUCUAAUUACUUAA
Messenger RNA from Andrographis paniculata, 1424 nucleotides. Its product is annotated as PHD finger protein ALFIN-LIKE 6-like. Gene Ontology annotation, molecular function: transcription coregulator activity; histone binding; transcription cis-regulatory region binding. The transcript has 5 exons. Lineage: Eukaryota; Viridiplantae; Streptophyta; Magnoliopsida; Lamiales; Acanthaceae. Gene Ontology annotation, biological process: regulation of DNA-templated transcription. The coding region runs from base 227 to 1000 and encodes 257 amino acids. Gene Ontology annotation, cellular component: nucleus. The record is from RefSeq and is a predicted model, not a curated record.